UACCGCUCAUUUUCGAGCACUGAGGCGGUUCCGGCAGGCACGCCGGAUGUGUCCCCGCGGCCGUCUGCUCUGGUUUGUGGAGCCGCUUUGUCACUUAAUGUAUUCCCGGUCUUGAAAGCUGCUGGGCUCUGACAAGUGCCCGGAAGUUGUAGAGAAAUGACUGCUGCCUCCUCCAGGUUGUUAUUCAGUCGCUCAUUCGUGUCCGACUCUUGUGACCCCAUGGACUGUAGCCCGCCAGGCUCCCCUGUCCGUGGGCGGCGGCUUCUUUUUCUUUACUUAAUCACUGAACCACCUGAGGAGCCCCCGUCAUAUUUGGUAAACCCCUAACCCCACCGUGUACUGCGAGGAUACACCCUGCCCCCCACCCCCUUUCCCCUGGUGUUACUCCACCUGGUGGCCUUGGGCGUUGGAGGGCGAGAAGAGUGCCCCGACAAAGUCAAGUUAACAGAAGGCCCGCGAGGUUGCCAUGGUUCCUCCCAGAGGCUGAGACGUGUCUCGAGUGGGCGAGAUCCUGUGGGGCUUUGCCGAAUGUUACACUCACUUUCAGCCAGGUCAGCCAUGGUGGCCAAUCUCAUGGCCAAAGCGAGCGUUAGCCUUGGCCAUUUGUGCUCCCCGGUCUGAAGUAGUCCUGGUACUGGGUGAGUUUUGGCAGGGCCCAGGAAGAAAGAGGCUAAACGGUUCAUUGUGGAAUCUCCCUGGGAGUUUCGGGACCCAGGAGGGGCUAGGGAAUUGGUCCAGACCCUGCCAUUACCCAGGUAGAUCCACCCCUUCAGGCGUUUAUCCCGGGAGGUCUGUGAUGAAGGCUCUGCUCCUCUGUCCAUGUUCACAGAAAUAUUUUCAGGCAUGAUGAAAUGGAUUUAACGGCAAACAUUUCCUGUAAAUGCCUCACAACGUCAUCACUAGGUGUUCAUUUUGGUGAAAGAAUGUCAGGUUACACUGUCAGACCCUGAAUUACACUGGCCUGCGUUAAAAAUCUUGCCUUUGGUUUGUAGGACACACGAGUGGGUGGAUUGGUGGAGCUCCCUUAGCCUCAGGUGAUUGACUGGCAUGGAGGUAAUGAGAGAUUUACUCAGAGCCUGUGGGAGAAUCAAGGAGAAUGCCAAAGCCCGUGGAAUGUUGAAUACUUUUCUAAAACUCACGACAGUUAUUGGUGAAGUGGGAACUGUUAUUGUAUUGAUCCAGAAACGGAGGCUCAGAGAGAUGAAGUGAGUGAUGUCUCCACGGUGUCUGUGACCUUUGAUGACGUGGCCGUGACCUUCACCCAGGAGGAGUGGGGCCAUCUGGACCCGGCUCAGAGGACCCUGUACCGGGAGGUGAUGCUGGAGACCUGCGGGCUCCUGAUGUCUCUGGAGAGGGAGCCGACCGAAUGGGGCCGGUUCCCAAGCGUCCCCUACACCCGCGUGCACUGGAUGUGGGUGACAAGCUGUUCUCCAGGAAGAGGGUGGCAGCUAGGGACUCACAGCCCUUGCAGACUUGGCCAGUCACAGCUUCAGACUUCAGAACUUUGCUUGGGAUCUGAAAAAGACAUAUCAAUGAGGUCAUCAAAGCUUAUUUUGACUGAAGAGUCGAUGUUUCAAAUAUGGUGUCCUGUCCCCAGACCUGAGCUGAUCUACCAGCUGGAGCACGGGCAGGAGCUGUGGACGGUGAAGAGAGACCUCUCCGGAAGCACCUGUCCAGGAUACAGAUCAGAAGAAGGGCUGGAGGUAUUCCAGUCACGAAGCUUCCGUGUCUUCAGCGACUCUCGACCUCCAGGAAUUGAUGUUUGGCAGUAUGUGCACAGAGCGUUGGCAGCCCAUGAACCUCCCCAGGGCCCGGUUGACAAAGGAAAACCCAAGACCGCAGAACCUACCAGUUGUGAACCAACGCUGUUUGAAGGAGCCUCUCUCCAGGAACUGACACAAGGAGGCCCAGGGGACUCCCAGUUGGGACAAAAGAAGGAUCGGGAUGGGCCGCUGGAAAUGCAGGAAGACCACUUUGUACCAGGGAUCAACCCUCAGAGGGAGAAGCUUCAUGAAAAAAUAAGUCCUGAACAGGGCAGCUUAGGGACAGCUGGUGGUGUGUGUUCAAGGGUCGAAGAGGAGCCAGGCCCUGUAGGGGGUGCUGUCCAUGACCGUGACUCCUGUGGAUCAAGUAAAGAUCCCAUGAUUCAGGAAGAGGAAAGUCUCUUCAAAUGCAAUGAAUGUGGGAAAGUUUUUAACAAGAAACACCUUCUUGCAGGGCAUGAAAAGAUUCACUCUGGAGUGAAGCCCUAUGAAUGUACUGAGUGUGGGAAAACCUUCAUUAAGAGCACACACCUCCUGCAGCACCACAUGAUCCACACCGGGGAGAGGCCCUACGAGUGCAUGGAGUGCGGCAAGGCCUUCAACCGCAAGUCCUACCUGACCCAGCACCAGCGGAUUCACAGUGGGGAGAAGCCCUACAAGUGCAGUGAGUGUGGAAAGGCCUUCACUCACCGCUCCAAUUUUGUCUUACAUAAGAGGAGACACACUGGGGAAAAAUCCUUCGUGUGCAAAGAAUGUGGACAGGUCUUCCGACACAGGCCAGGAUUCCUUCGACAUCACAUCAUCCACAGUGGUGAGAAUCCAUAUGAGUGCUUCGAGUGUGGCAAGGUCUUUAAACACAAGUCCUACCUCAUGUGGCACCAGCAGACCCACACUGGGGAGAAGCCGUACGAGUGCAGCGAAUGUGGGAAAGCCUUCUGUGAGAGCGCGGCCCUCAUUCACCACUAUGUCAUCCACACCGGGGAGAAGCCCUUCGAGUGCCUCGAGUGUGGCAAGGCCUUCAACCACAGGUCGUACCUCAAGAGGCACCAGCGGAUCCACACUGGGGAGAAGCCUUUUGUGUGCGCUGAGUGUGGAAGGGCCUUCACCCACUGCUCCACUUUCAUCUUGCAUAAAAGAGCCCACACUGGCGAGAAACCUUUUGAGUGCAAAGAAUGUGGGAAAGCCUUUAGCACUAGGAAAGACCUCAUUCGGCACUUCAGCAUCCACACUGGAGAGAAGCCGUAUGAGUGCACGGAGUGUGGGAAGGCCUUCAACCGCAGGUCUGGCCUCACCAGACACCAGCGGAUUCACAGUGGAGAGAAGCCCUAUGAAUGCAUGGAGUGCGGGAAGUCCUUCUGCUGGAGCACAAACCUCAUUCGACAUGCCAUCAUCCACACUGGAGAGAAGCCCUAUAAGUGCAGUGAGUGUGGAAAGGCCUUCAGUCGCAGUUCCUCCCUCACUCAGCAUCAAAGGAUCCAUACUGGGAGAAAGUCUGUCAGUGUGACAAAUGUGGGAAGACCCUUCACAAGUGGGCAAACCUCUGUCACCCUCCGAGAACUCCUAUUGGGGAAAGACUUUUUGAAUGUAACCACAGAGGAAAAUCUUUUGCAAGAGAAAGUAUCUACCGUGACAUCUGAUCGUACAUACCAAAGAGAAACUCCUCAAGUAUCUUCGCUUUGAGAAAACUUGUCAGAUCAUCCAUUGUUGUGUAAAGACCUAUUUUGAAAUUGACCCAGCGUGGAGCCUUAUUUUGCAUCUGAGAAUUCAUCCGUAAGGGAGAGACUAGUGUUUAUUGUGCACUAAGGAAAACUAGCUGUGUUUUUCUCCUUAGUUUACACUGUAGUGUUAUCUCAGGAAUUUUUGUAAAAAGAAGAUGGAAACUUAGAUAAGCAAAUGAAAUGCAAACACAGUUCCUUUGAGACUUCUCUGUCAAGCUUAUGGCACUUUGAGAUGGGUUCCUUAGUUUACUUGGGGUGAGCGGAACAUUAUUUCACUGGCAAAGGGCCUUGACUCUUCGUGGGUCUUUGUAUACACACUCACUGUUAUCCAGUGUCGGGAGAGUUAGAUAGUUGAGGGCAGGUAUUUAAGUAGAUAAAGAUACACACAUGGUAUACAGGCACAUUUUAUUGCACCAGUUAAGACCUUCGGUCUUUAGUUUUUUUAAAAAACAAACUUCUUUUGGUGGUUUUAAACAGCAAACAUUCAGACUUUUUUAUUGAUUCAGUCUGUUGUUUACUUACUUUUAGCUCUGCCAUAAAUCUUAAAAUUGGAUAAAUGAAUCGUCUCUAUUAUUAUUUAAAUUGACUUAGCUUUCCUAGUUCCUUGGAUUUCCCAUAUAAAUCUUAGCAUGCAAAAAAAUCUUGCUUCAGCAUUUAUAGAGAUUGAUUCAAACCUAUAGAGCAGUUUGUUCAGAAGUGACACUAUGAACACAGUGCAUGAUAUGACAUGUCAUUAAGCAUUCUUGGUAUUUCAUUACCAUUUUGUAAUCUUCAAUAAUUCAGGCCCUGUAAACUCUUAAAAGUGAUAUAUAAAUGCAUUGAUUUUUUUUUUCCUUGUGUCUUGUAGGAUAUUAGUUCCCCAACCAGGGAUCCAAUCCAGGCCAGCUGAGAGUUCUAACCACUGGGGCGGUGGACUGCCAGGGUAUUCUCUGUUGACACUGAUUCUUAAACUUUCAUUUCCUCAUUUCCUUUAGUAGUAUAUAGAAAGAUAAUUGUUCUGAGGGUGGGAUUUUGGUGUCUUGUAGCCUUGGCUGAACUCAGUUAUUACUUCUAGUCGUUUCUUUAGAUAGAAUCCUUGGUAUUUUGUGCCUAGAAAUGUCAACUGCAAAUACUUUUCUUUCUUCCUAUCUGUGUUCUUUUUAUUUCCUUUUCUUAAUGCGCUUGCUAGGACUUCCAGUAUGAUGUUGAGUAGGAGUAGGAAGAGAGGACAUCCUUGGCUGGUUUCUGACAUUAGGGGGAACACUUUCAGUUUUCUCAUCAAGUACAAUGUUACAAGCUUGUUUUUUUCCAUAGACUUCCUGUCACGUCUAGAAAGUUUCCCUCAGUUCUUAAUCUGGUGAGAUUUUUGUCAGGCUUGAGUGUUGGGUUUUGUUGGAUGCUUUUCCUCCCAUCACUUGAUGUGAUCAUCUGAUUUUUCUUUGAUAGCCAAUUGAUAUGAUGUAUUACAUUGAGUUUUGCAUAUUGAACCAGCCUUGCAUCCUUGGAAUAAACCCCACUUGGUUAUGGAGUGUACGUUUUAAAAUAUAAAAGCAUUCAAUUUGAUUGUAUUUUUUUGAAGAAGUUUUCCUCUAAUCUCUCGAUUGAUGGUGCAUAGUUGCCAUUCUUUGUUUUUAGCUACUAUCAUUGUCUGAUUUUGGUGUCAAGGUGAUAGUGGCCUCUCAAGUUCUGUUUUUUAGGAAGACAGUGUGUAAUUGUCUUUAAUUGUUGUUGUAAUGUUAUAUAAUAGUCCAGUGAACCAUUUGGGCCUGGAGAUUUUCUGGAUACUAGUUGAUAAAUAUGGAACUAUUCCGAGUGUCUUUUCAUAUUGGAUAAAUUGGAUAGCUGGUCCUCUUCAAAGAAGUGUUUCAUUUCAUCUCAAGUUUAGACUUGUUGGAAGUAUUCCCUCAUUAUUUUUUUUAACAGCAGCAAGGUAUGUACUUCUAUCCCAUUUUAACUCCUUUUAAUCAUCGUCAGUCGUCUUAGACAUUUACCAACCUUACUGAUUGUUUUGAAGAACCAGCACUUUACUGACUUUUUUUUCUGUUCCUUUCUGUUUUUACUUCCACUGAUUUCUGUUCCAGUCAUUAUUAUAGCCUGUCUUCUGCUUUGCUCUGGUUGCAUUUUGCACUUUUUAAUUUUUGAGGGAUGCUGAGAUUAUUGAUUGGACACUUUUUAUUUUCUUAUGAAACAUUAAGUAUUAUAAAGUUCUACCACAGCACUGUUCAAGUUUUUAUUACAGUUUAUUCAGUUCUGAAUACCCCUUGAUUGCUUUAGAGACUUCUUCUGUCACCUGUGGAUUAUUUAGAAGUUUUUUAGUUCAUUUUCUACUGUUUGAACCAUUUUCUGUUGUUGAUUUCUUGUUUGUUUCACAUUUGGUUUGACUGUUUAAAUUUGUUGAAGUUUGUUUAUUGCCCUUGGGUGUGGUUUGUCUUGUUGAAUGUUCUUUCUGUAAGACUUCUUGUAAAGAAUGUGUGUUCUGCUGUCAUUGGCUGAAGUUUCUAUAAAUGUCUGCACAAUUUUCUUUGUUGGGGAUGUUUUUUCAGAUUUUCUAUAUCCUUGCUGACUUUCUGUGUAGUAGUUCUUGUCAAUUGCACAGAGAGGAAUGAUGAAGUCUUGAAGUACAAUUAAGAAAUUGUAGUGUUUGCAGUUUGUAUUUUUUAAGUUUCUUGUAACAGCAGUAGUUGGGAUCAUAUUUUUUUAAUCCAUUUUGCCACUUUUAAUUUGUAAAUUUAAAAUAGUUAAUGAUACAUUAGAGCAUAAGUGUACCAUUUUAACUGUUUUUUUGUUGUAUUCCCUUUAUAGUGUUACUCUUGUUUUCUAGCUCUUGUUAUUUAGCUUUCCCGUCCUUCCUGUGGGUUACUUUAAUAUUUUUUGGAAUUCCACUUGAUAUAUCUGUAAUGCUUUUGAGUAUAUAUCUUAAUUUUUUUUUUUUUUUUACUGUAUAUAGUGUAUUACGUAUACAUAACUUAAUCCCAGACUGUUAUCAGUAUUUCAGCACUUUGACAUAUAGAAACCUUGAUUUCAUUAGGGUUCUUUUACAUUCCCUGUUCUUAAUAUAGUUGUUCUAAAUAGUUUCUCAUUGUAUACUGAGCACCAUAUUGGAUAUUGUAAUUUUUGCCUCAACUGUCUUAAGAUUUUUUUUUUUUAAACAAAGUUCAUGAGAAGUGAAGUCUGUGUAUCUCUAAUUUUACCAUUUCAUUGUUCUUUCUACGUUCUUGAAGUCCCAAGUCUUCUAUUAACAUUUCCCUUCUGUUUGGCAAGUUUCCUAUAUCUGUUCUUUCUAAAGUAUGUCUGCUGUUAAUGAAUGUUUUUUUCUUCUUCAUUUAAAAAUGUCUUUUCCCCUUCAUUCUUGAAAGAUAUUUUUGUGGGACAUAGGAUGUGGGAACCACAGUUCUUUUAGGACAAAAGAAAAGAUGUCUGUUUUUCUACGUUCCAUCUUCUGUGCACCAUGGUUUCAUAUGCGAAACCUGUAUGUCACCGCGUUACUUCUCUAUCUUUGUGUGUAGAAUUUCCGGUUUCUCUAAGGCUUGUUACAGCCGCAAAGGAGCACGGCCACUCCCCCUCCAGGGUCACUCGUCCUCCUCGUGACUGAAUGCAUUCCCCCCUCCACCCCCCAGCUUGUUCAGGAUCUCUGUCUGUGUGCUGUACGUCCUCUGUACUUGUGGUCUUCCCCUUCUCCCUCUUGGUGCCCUGCUAGCCUCAUAAUCUGUGCAGCGAGCGCCGUAUUGGAUGUGGUUGCCGUUUUUGCCUCAGCUGUCAGGUGUGUUCAGUCUCUAGUCUCACCCCGGGCACUUUCUGCCCCACAUGCCCACUGAGCUCCGCCCUUCUCCUUGCUCUCAGAGACACACCCAGUGGGACCGUUCUGUCCACUGUCUGUCCUCACCUCCUUGUGGCAUGCUCCAUGGCAACUAAAGAGUGACCUCCUCCACGUCACCGGGCUUGCGCAGUCCUCACAGAGUUCCCAUUUGUACCCCUCAUUAUUGGACCUUUGUGCUGCCCACCCUCUUUCUCAAGAGUCCUUGGCUGGCUUCUGAGCCUUUCUGCCCUUCUCCUUCAUAGGGUCUGUGUUUUCCGUCUAUUAAAUAAUUCCACUUCCCAGGA
Molecule: messenger RNA, 7561 nt
Organism: Cervus elaphus (red deer)
Lineage: Eukaryota; Metazoa; Chordata; Mammalia; Artiodactyla; Cervidae
Product: zinc finger protein 264-like
Exons: 7
Coding region: 1317-3443 (708 amino acids)
Biological process (GO): negative regulation of transcription by RNA polymerase II; regulation of immune system process; regulation of cytokine production
Molecular function (GO): DNA-binding transcription repressor activity, RNA polymerase II-specific
Source: RefSeq, a predicted model, not a curated record